Molecule: messenger RNA, 2325 nt
Organism: Anguilla anguilla (European eel)
Lineage: Eukaryota; Metazoa; Chordata; Actinopteri; Anguilliformes; Anguillidae
Product: heterogeneous nuclear ribonucleoprotein K-like
Exons: 15
Coding region: 209-1459 (416 amino acids)
Biological process (GO): regulation of mRNA splicing, via spliceosome; regulation of transcription by RNA polymerase II
Cellular component (GO): cytoplasm; nucleus
Molecular function (GO): mRNA binding
Source: RefSeq, a predicted model, not a curated record
CAAAACGUCUAGUCUAGGGGUAGAGUACUGAAUGAAAUGAUCCUGGGUCGGCUGUUGGGGACACCACGUACCAGGACGAAAGUUGAACGGCAUCAAGGUUGAUUGUACUAUUUGUCGAAGACGGAAUCUGCAAAGGGUGAACGGAGUCUCGAAGCAGGCGUUUGACGGAGAGAAGUGGCCAGCUUCAUUUCACUGCUCUUACAGGACGAUGGAGACUGAACUCGAACAACAGGAAGAGGAGACUACUUUCAGCAACACUGAUACCAACGGGAAACGUCCAGCUGAGGACACAGAGGAGGAGCAGGCCUUUAAGAGGUCCCGCAACACAGACGAGAUGGUGGAGCUCAGGAUCCUACUGCAGAGCAAAAACGCAGGAGCCGUGAUUGGAAAGGGGGGGAAAAACAUCAAAGCUCUCCGCACCGACUACAGUGCCAGUGUAUCAGUCCCAGACAGCAGUGGCCCAGAGCGCAUUCUGAGCGUGUCGGCGGACAUCGAGACCAUCGGAGACAUCCUCCUGAAGAUCAUCCCCACUCUGGAGGAGUACCAGCACUACAGCGGCAUUGACUUUGACUGUGAGCUGCGGCUGCUCAUACACCAGAGCCUGGCCGGGAGCAUCAUCGGGGUCAAAGGAGCCAAAAUCAAGGAGCUGAGAGAGAACACCCAGACCACCAUCAAACUGUUCCAGGAGUGCUGUCCCCAGUCCACGGACCGGGUGGUCCUGGUGGGGGGGAAGCCGGAGAGGGUGGUGGAGUGCAUCAAGGUCAUCCUGGAGCUGAUCUCCGAGGCCCCCAUUAAAGGCCGCGCCCAGCCGUACGACCCCAACUUCUACGACGAGACGUACGACUACGGCGGCUUCACCAUGAUGUACGAGGAGCGCGGGCGGCGGCCCAUGGGCUUCCCCAUGCGCGGGCGCGGCGGGUUCGAGCGCAUGCCCCCCGGCCGGGGCGGGCGCCCCAUGCCCCCCUCCCGCCGGGACUACGACGACAUGAGCCCCCGCCGCGGCCCCCCUCCGCCGCCGCCGCCGCCCGGCAGGGGGGGCCGGGGGGGCAGCCGGACUCGCAAUCUGCCCCUGCCCCCGCCCCCGCCCCCCAGAGGAGGGGGCGAGAGGAGAGGCAGGCCGGGAGACCGCUACGACAGCAUGAGUGGCGGUGGAUAUGACAACAACUCGUCCUGGGAGCCCUUCCAGUCCGGAGGCCGGGGGUCCUACGGAGACAUGGGCGGCCCAGUCAUCACCACGCAAGUCACCAUCCCCAAAGACCUGGCGGGCUCCAUCAUCGGGAAGGGAGGCCAGCGGAUAAAGCAGAUCCGUCACGAGUCGGGGGCGUCCAUCAAGAUCGACGAGCCGCUGGAGGGGUCGGAAGACCGCAUCAUCACCAUCACCGGCACGCAGGACCAGAUCCAGAACGCCCAGUACCUAUUGCAGAACAGCGUGAAGCAGUACUCCGGUCGGUUCUUCUAACGGAGAGGAGUGAGAGUGAAGGAAAACAGCCCUGCUUCUGUCAUAAAGAGAACAUUCCUCUGCUUUAGGUAGACGCAGCCCCCCCCCACCCCACCCCCACCCUGCUUCUCCAUACGCCGUGCGCCAUUUUAACUCUCUCACACCUUCAGCUAAAUGUGUGGAACUUCACUAAGGCAGUGGAACGACUGCGUUUGAUUUCUUUUCUCCACUUGGUUUUGUUUGGUUUGUACCGUUUCUGUAAUUAGGAUAAACUUGUGUGGUUGUGUGCGUGGGUUUGUAUGCGUGCGUGGUUGCGUGCGUGUGUGGUGCGUGUGUGUGUUCACUAUAUGGGCAAAGAUGUGGCCACAGCUAUUUGGUGCGACAUGCAGAAUAUAAUUGGUCCUGUAACAUUUUAUUUUUAAAUGUACAUUUAGGAAAAUGUACUUCUGCUAUUUUAGUUAAAAGGCUAGGGGCUGUAUAAAUGUAAAUAUACAGUAAUUGUUUCUAAAUGUUUUAUAACAUUUUAUUUUCCAUAAGGUUGUCUUUUUUUCUUUUCUCCUGUGGGUAAUGUUUUACUGUAUUAAUUGGACCAAAAAGAGGGGCGGGGCUUUGGUGACGAUUGCUGCUCACUGUUUUUUCGAUACAGCAUGUUAGGUCUGCGACUAUCAUUCAGAUUUAAUUUCUGCCAUUUUGGCGAAGCCCAUUAGUCUUGCUGAAGCUUGUUUUCUAUUUGUGUACGUGAGCAUUUUUUAAUAUUUCGGACAGGGCCUGCGUAUUGGUCCCACGGGGAGCUGAGGUGCCUGGUCUUUGUCAUGUUUGUAAUUCCAUCUCUUCCUCUGCCUUUCUGCUGUAGAGUUUGAGUAAUAAAGACUGUGCCACCUUUUAAA